Pseudomassariella vexata is the source of this 483-nucleotide messenger RNA. RefSeq lists its product as uncharacterized. Lineage: Eukaryota; Fungi; Ascomycota; Sordariomycetes; Amphisphaeriales; Pseudomassariaceae. Bases 1 to 483 code for a protein of 160 amino acids. The record is from RefSeq and is a predicted model, not a curated record. The transcript has 4 exons.
AUGGACCUGCCAACCCCAACUGGGCAGGAGCAGCAGUUGCACGAUGAAGGAUGUUUCCCUUCCCAACCUUGUUUCCACAGCGGUGGUCUUCUCGGUGGUAAUCGGGCCAGUAACGUGAGAGCCCAGCCUUUUUCCCUCGCAGGUCUUGUCACCUUGCAGCAGGACACACAAUCUUGGUUCGACCAGUGUCAGACCCAAACCAAAUGCGGAUUUGAAGCGAAGAAACCAUCCACAAUCUGGAUCUGGUUAUCUAGUCCAAUGAUCCUGUGGGAUCACCCGAGCUCCCCCUUACGCUCUGGCACCAUCAACAAAUGCAGUGCGAGUGUGCCGGCCAAUGUGGUCAGCUUCGCAGGGUUUGUCUUGUGGGCGGAGCUCCGUCGUCCCCCAGGCAGACAGGGAUUCUUGGCUGUCGUGUCAAAACGUACGAUAUCGGAGAGUUUAUGUCCAAAGAAUAGCCGAGUUGACAUGUCUCUUGACCCUUGA